AUGUCUCCACGACAAUCUGCCCCCAAGAUGCCUGAGGGCGUCUUCUCUUUUCUUGACACUGACCUGUACAAGCUAACUAUGCAAUGUGCGGUGUUACAGUACUUCCCUACCGUCGAGGUCGAAUACAAAUUUACCAACCGUACCCCCUCCAUGAGACUGAACAAUGCAGCAUUCGCGUGGUUGCAGCAACAAGUCACGAAGUUAGGAGACAUUACCCUCGCACAGCAAGAGUUGGACUUUCUAAGGAAAAGCUGCCCUUUCCUGAGUUCCAGCUACCUCACGUUCUUACAGACUCUGCGGCUGCGCCCUGCAGAGCAUGUGAAACUCUCAUUCACCCCGGUGGACGAAUCAUACGGUGAUCUGCAGAUGACCAUACAGGGGCUAUGGGUCGAAACCAUUCUUUAUGAGAUUCCUUUACUUGCUUUGACGAGUGAAGCGUAUUUCAAAUUUGUGGACCAAGACUGGGAGUACGAUGAACAAGAAGAGAGCGCAUACGCGAAGGGGGUUGAGUUAUUGAAAGCAGGUUGCCUGUUGUCAGAGUUCGGCUCUCGCAGACGGAGGGACUUUCAAACACAGAACCUUGUCAUCAAAGGCUUGGUGAGGGCGUCUGCAGAAAAUGGUCUGCCUGGGAAAUUGACCGGCACGAGCAAUGUCUAUUUCGCCAUGCAAUAUGGAAUUGCCCCGGUUGGAACCGUUGCCCACGAAUGGUUUAUGGGAAUUGCUGCACUUACGGGCGACUAUGAGAAUGCUAACAUCCACGGCCUGAACUACUGGUUGGAUUGCUAUGGGAAAGGAGUACUCGGCAUUGCCUUGACAGACACAUUUGGGACUGCGGACUUCUUUCGAGCGUUUAACACAGCCAUUCCGAAAAGAACCUCGGCAUCACAGGAGCAAGAUCUAUCAACAGACUCGGGUGAUACACCUUCUGCGUCCAGGCCGGCCACCUACGCCGAAGUCUUUACAGGUAUCAGACAAGACUCAGGUGAUCCAAAGGAAUAUGUGAAAAUCGCAAGUGAAUUCUACAAAUCCGUAGGUAUCAGCGGGAAGACGAUUGUGUUCUCUGAUUCUCUCGAUGUGGAGAAAUGUCUAGAGUAUAAAGAAGUGGCAGAGAGAUAUGGAUUCAAGCCUUCUUUUGGGGUUGGGACAUUUUUCACCAAUGAUUUCAAACACAAAUCAAACGGGCAGACCAAAUCGAAACCCAUGAAUAUUGUGAUCAAGUUGUCCAAAGCUGGUGGGAAUCCCGCAAUCAAGAUAUCAGACAACAUUGGUAAAAAUACAGGAGACGCUCACACGGUGGAGGAUGUCAAGCGCCGCCUAGGCUACCUGGAAAAAGAAUGGAGUGCCGGCGAUGAAGCAAAACGAUGGUGA
Exophiala bonariae is the source of this 1368-nucleotide messenger RNA. RefSeq lists its product as uncharacterized. Gene Ontology annotation, biological process: NAD+ biosynthetic process via the salvage pathway. Gene Ontology annotation, cellular component: cytosol. Gene Ontology annotation, molecular function: nicotinate phosphoribosyltransferase activity. The transcript has a single exon. NCBI's taxonomy places the organism in Eukaryota, Fungi, Ascomycota, Eurotiomycetes, Chaetothyriales, Herpotrichiellaceae. The record is from RefSeq and is a predicted model, not a curated record. The coding region runs from base 1 to 1368 and encodes 455 amino acids.